Gossypium arboreum is the source of this 1190-nucleotide messenger RNA. Its product is annotated as LEAF RUST 10 DISEASE-RESISTANCE LOCUS RECEPTOR-LIKE PROTEIN KINASE-like 2.1. The transcript has 2 exons. Bases 103 to 1152 code for a protein of 349 amino acids. Gene Ontology annotation, molecular function: polysaccharide binding. Lineage: Eukaryota; Viridiplantae; Streptophyta; Magnoliopsida; Malvales; Malvaceae. The record is from RefSeq and is a predicted model, not a curated record.
GAAAACUAAAAAUUCCUAGUGGAGUGGUAAACCUUCUGUGCCAAAAACCUGAACGAGAUUUUUGGAGUGAAGAUGAUUUGUCCAUGAAAAAUAAGCCACUAAAUGGCAUUACGUCUAUCACCCGUCACUUCGCAUUCAACCACAUGUGAAGUAUCUUUCCACAAGUCAAGGUCAGCACCCUUGUAUCUCUUGGAGAUUUCUAACACCUCUCCUUCCUCUUUUGUUAAAUUUCCAACCCAACCCCAUUUUUUGUCUCCCCAAUUCUUCCCUUUCUAUCUCACCUUCUCAUUCUGUUUUAUAUGUAUAUAUAAACCCUUUUUCACUUUAAACAAACUAUUCACUCAAUGUUCCAUGGAUGCCUUCUUCCUUUCACCAUCUUCCUUCUCCAUCUUAUUCCUUUUAACUAUUUUCCAACUGUCUUACGCCCUAGAUGAUUUCCACUUUACUUCAUGCGCUCCAUUUGAUUGUGGAAACCUUUCUAAUAUUUCAUAUCCUUUCUGGACCGAUCAAUAUAAUCGACCUUCAUAUUGCGGUUACGGUAAUGAAGGGUAUAAGCUGAAGUGCAGGCAGAAUCAACCCCCUGUUAUGACGCUCAGUUCCCAAGAAUUCUAUGUGCUGCAUCUCAAUCGGUCUCAUGAUUUGUUGACAAUCAAACGAGUGGAAUUGAACAACACUUGUCCUCAGCCGAUUUUGAUAAACAAUGCUUUUAAUUAUACUGAAACUGCUGAAAACAUUACUCUGUUCUACGACUGCCGAAGCAGGGGAGGUCCGAAUCAUCGUUUCAGUUGCAGAAAGGGUGGAAAAGAAACUUCCCUCAUGUUCUUUAAGGAGGAUGAAAAUGAAUGUAUUGGAUACAGUGAAGAAGUUGAAAUUCCUAUUGGGAAAAAGGCCUUUGAUUAUCUGAUUGGGGGAAUCAGCACCGUGAAUGAAAGUUUACUCGAACCCUUUGAUAUUAAAUACUUCGCAUACGAUGAUUAUUGCAAAAAAUGCAAGGAUUCUGGCGGAAGAUGUGGAUACAAACAAAAUGAAACCUCUACAUUUGCCUGCUAUUGCCGUGAUCAUCCUCAUACAACUAAAUGUUACCAAGGUCACAGUAGUUUUACCUUAGAAAAAAAGCUUGCACUAGGUAAUAUACUCCCUCGAUUCUUUUAAUUCGUUUAUAAUGUUUUAUUUUCUGCUCAUGAUUUUUU